AUCGCCGUAUUGUUGACGAUCGACUCUUUCGCGUUUCGUUUUUUUAGGCAGUCAUUUCAUCUGGGUUGAAAUUGCCCGAUUUUUCUAAAUUGUGUAAACCGUUUGGAUUGUCACUUUAAAUAAAUCCAUCAAAAUGACUGCAGAAAAGAAAGUCAAAGUAAAGAAACCAAAGGUCAAGAAAACCCCGGCACAAAGUGUUCAAGUAUUCGGUCGUAAGAAAACUGCUACAGCCGUUGCAUACUGCAAAAGUGGUACUGGUAAUAUCCGAGUCAAUGGCCGUCCAUUAGACAUGGUUGAACCAAGAGUACUUCAAUACAAACUUCAAGAACCCAUUUUGUUGUUAGGAAAGGAACGUUUCAGUGAAGUUGACAUGCGAGUUCGAGUAAACGGUGGUGGUCAUGUAGCUCAAAUUUACGCUAUCAGGCAAGCAAUUUCCAAGGCUUUAGUUUCGUACUAUCAAAAAUAUGUCGAUGAAGCCAGUAAGAAAGAAAUUAAAGACAUCUUAAUCCAGUACGAUAGGACUUUGUUGGUAGCUGAUCCAAGACGUUGUGAACCUAAGAAGUUUGGCGGUCCAGGAGCUCGUGCCAGAUACCAGAAAUCAUACCGUUAACUUUAUUUUUUUAUAUUAUAUAUAUAUUGACCUCAAAUAUAUGUAAAUUUAAAAAAAAAAAAAUUACUUGGGUUGGAUACUAUUUGUGAUAGAAAUUGCUUGACAAUUUUAAAAGUAAACGACAUAACCAAAAAUA
Molecule: messenger RNA, 746 nt
Organism: Adelges cooleyi (spruce gall adelgid)
Lineage: Eukaryota; Metazoa; Arthropoda; Insecta; Hemiptera; Adelgidae
Gene: RpS16
Product: 40S ribosomal protein S16
Exons: 5
Coding region: 134-610 (158 amino acids)
Biological process (GO): maturation of SSU-rRNA from tricistronic rRNA transcript (SSU-rRNA, 5.8S rRNA, LSU-rRNA); translation
Cellular component (GO): cytosolic small ribosomal subunit; ribosome
Molecular function (GO): RNA binding; structural constituent of ribosome
Source: RefSeq, a predicted model, not a curated record